This is a messenger RNA of Microthlaspi erraticum, 447 nucleotides long. NCBI's taxonomy places the organism in Eukaryota, Viridiplantae, Streptophyta, Magnoliopsida, Brassicales, Brassicaceae. The record is from the annotation of a GenBank genome assembly.
AUGGAAGUGAUGGAAAUCACUGGAAAAUAUCCACUAAGAGCUCCAACAACCCUUGCUCUCGAAAUGAAGUUCAUAGGGGUUGGAUGGAUUAGUUUGGGCAAUGAUCCUAUGCCUCCAAGGUGUAUGCGAACUCGAUCGAGUCAGUCUACAGAAGACUUGGUCGAGCUAGACUCCAUCACGGGUAAAAGUAGAGUUCAGAGGACACAGAAGGUCUUUUGGAGCAUUUGGAGCAUAUGGGACGUAGGAGCAAGGAAGGACUUGGUGCAUGGACGCAGCUCAACUGGAUACGCAAAGGAAGAAGGAGGAAGCCAUCUUGAAGACCAGCUCGACCACCUACUCGACCAUCCGGUCGAGUUCCUCAACUCGACCGGCCAAGCUUCAACUCGAUCGAGCUGGAAGUCAAAGUCAAACCCGAAAAAUGUUGCUUCCCCCUUGACUUUCCUUUGA